AUAUGGAGGAUGCAAAAACAGCGCAAGCUCGGGCCGAGCUCGAAGCAUUAGCCUGCCAACCUGCCGUUACCCCGGAGGAACGUUUUCGUGUGUUAGAUGCUUUGGAUCGGUUUCUGCGACAAACGACGGAGCGUACAACUGAUAUUCGCAAAGCGCGUAGCAUCAUAGGAACGUGCCCGGACAUGUGUCCGGAAAAAGAGCGUUAUUUGCGCGAGUGGAAAAUUAUGGUUCCGUCGUACGAAAGGCAGCCGGGCAGCAACCAUAUCGACCACCAGAAGGCGAUCAAGCAGUAUUCGCGCAGCUCGGCCGAUCAGGUAUUGCCACUCCCGCACGAACUACGUACCGAGCAGGCUCUGGGAGGUACCAUGUACUUUCUCUGGUCGCAGCACGCCGAUCGCAUAAACGCCGACCAAGGCGGUGGGGCUAACGUGAGCGAUUGGUACCACUACAUCUGGGAUCGGACGCGCAGCAUCCGGAAGGAUAUCACGCAGCAGGAACUUUGCUCGCCAACGGUGGUUGAGUUUGUGCAACAGUGCGCUCGGUUUCACAUUCACUGCGCGGCCCGCUACGUGACCGAAGACCCGUCGGUGUUCGAUCAGAAGAUUAAUACGGAAAAUUUGACCAAGUGUCUGCAGACACUGAAGUACCUCUACUCGGACCUGCGCCAGCAGCAAAUCCAGUGCCCGGACGAGCCGGAGUUUCGCGCCUACAUGAUGCUGCUCUACCUGAACGAGGGCAACUUCCAGUCCGAGCUGCGGGAGCUUUCGGCGACGAUCAUUCACUCCGAGCCGGUGCAGUUCGCGCUCUCGGUGCAUCUAACACUCGUGCAGAACAACUACGUGCGCUUCUUCGCCAUGGUGCGCAACACGAGCUACAUGAACGCCUGCAUUCUACUGCGCUACUUCACGCAGGUACGCCAGACGGCACUGGACGUGAUACGAAAGUCGUACGCGUCUCGCUCGACGGCGAACUUUCCACUGGCCUACCUCGCGGGCUUGCUCGGCUUUGACCAGGCAGCUGACGCGCUGGAAUUUUUCUCGCACUACGGCGUGACGGUGGACCAAACGGGGGAGCAGCCGGUGGUGCAGUUUGAGGCGAAGCAGCAGGCACUUUCCCCAGACGUCCCACAUUCAAGCGGACGGUCGCAGAUGGUGGAACGGAAACUAACCGGUACGGUUGGUGAGGCGAUCUGCGGCAAGUCACUCGAGACUUGGGGCACCCAGUUUCCACCGGCACCGUGCGUGUCCAGUUUUGACCAGUUUGGGCUGCUCCGGCAGGAGUUGCUGCAAAAGGUUCUACAUCCAGGCACGCUGGACCCGGAAGGAGCGAUGCCUUGGGUAGCGAUUCUUCCUCCCGAGGAGGAUACCAUGAAUGAGAUCGAUCUCGGAUCCGAAGACAUCUUCGUUUUCAAUGAAGAGGAGGAAGUUAAGCUUGACGACGAUAAACCACUGCCUAGAGUACGUACGGGUGUAGAGUUCGAUGAUACGUUGACUAUGAGCUCCUCAGUGCUUCUUAUUGGCGACGAAGAGCCGGUUGAUCGUAGUGAUGCGGAAAAACAAACGGCGGCUGGAGCAGGUACGGUUACGGACAGUGCAACCACAAUGACUUACCAUAUACCUCCGGUACCGGAUAUGGUUGUAUCUGCAGGUCGCAAACGUACGCACUUUGGUGCUAUUAAGUUUCCUUCGGCAGAUACAUUGGCGGUAUCGCCGGGACCGUCAGAAAUUGUUAAUAAUUCCGUUAAUAAUUCCGAUGAUGCUCGGGUGGUGCCGUUAUCAGAGCCGCCGGCCAAACAAGUCGAACUGUUCGACUCAACCUUUUUCACCCCCCGGCCAGUACAUGAGGUGCAAGGACAAUGUACAACGAAUGAGGAUCCGGAGGGCAUCGAUUACGAUGAGCAUUUAUUCGAGCUGGUCUCUGAAGCGGAUGUAGAUAUGGAGUCGAUUGUGAAUGUUGAGCCCUUGGCUCAAGGCAGCAUCUGUCAAGGGCAGUAUGAACUGCAUCCGACGGCGGAGCAGAAUCACAUGGAACAGGAAGAAACAGCUGUAGAACACACUGAGGCAAACUCAUCGGAGAUAUUCCAUCAGAGCAUCGGCGGCCCGUUGUCACCGGUAGAAAAAGGUUGCGAAGCCGUAGGAGAAGCAAAACGUUCGAAAGUCGAGUCCAUCAAAAGUGCAAGCGAGGCGGAAGAAGUAGAAGAAGAUGCAGAGGAGCUGCCCGUCGAAACGGACCCAAGACCUAGCGAAGAAGCGAAAGGCGAAGAAGCGGAUGAUCGCAGCGCAGAUUCAGAUAAAUCAUCGGGUGAGGUCGAGCUUGGCCGGAAGUUCUACGAAGAAGUUAAAGACAUGAAGGCAGAAAGUCACUGGAUUCGAACGUUAAAGCGAAAGUACUUUGCUAAGUGGUCUCGGGCAGCACGUAACGCCAGAAGCUGGCGCAGGAUGAUGAACACGGUGCCGUCAGUACAACCGCUUGCCAGCUUGGUUAAUUUCGAUCGACUGGAGCCGUUUUUCCGGUCCCUCGACACAAGCACGAAAAGUUUUGUCGCCGUUCUGAACGAACCGGCAGUGCGUAUCAAUCUACUGCCGUUCGAUGAGUUCCGUGCGAGCGACCUGAUCCGGCCAUUCGACAUACUGCGCACUGCUGUGCAGACCACGUUCGCCUGGGACCUGCCGAAGCUGAGAGACAUCGUGAAACCGAUCUACUGGCGGCUCGUAAUUUCCAUCCCGUCCGAGCACGACGACCCGCAGUUGGUCGGCUUUCCCAGCUUCGUCGAGCGCUGGCUGCGCGAAUGUACCGUCAAGCGGUUCAGUUGUCAGGAGCUGCCCGAUCAUAGCAAUUUCUUCCUGGAGGCUCGCGAGGAGCCAUUAUUUGACUGUUGGGCGCCCCACACCGCAAUCUGCAUGCGCCUGGUGCGGGGCACACGGGGGCUUAACGAGAAAGGUGCUGCUGACGCGCGGGUAUGCAGUCGUUACAAUGGGUUGCUCCUGUUCCUGAACGACCAGACACCGAUGUCGGUAGAGCGUGAGCGCCUGCGGGCGUUAAUAAGUUCCGACGGGCCACCACCGGCGGCCAUUGCUGUGAUGUAUUAUUCGCGCUCCAAGAAACUACCACUGGAUGCCGUCCAAGCGCAACUACUUGAUGGCGUCGACCUGAGGGACGGUUCCAUAUCCGUUCGGGUCUUCUAUUGGACCGACAUCGCGACAAACCGAACAAUCUGCGAAGCCCUUGCAUACCUCGCCGACUCCCACUGUCGACUGUUGAACCACCAACAUCCCGCCAAAAUGCUCCGUAUGCAACUGCUCGGUGAUCUGCUAGACGGCUGCCUGGGCCGUACGCUGUGGUUCCGCUGGAAUCAAGCAACCUGCGCCAUGAACGAGCGGCUGCCGAAGGAAUUUAGAUGCUUGCGACUGACGGCGAUCACACUCGACGCGAACGCGCUUGUCGAUCUGUAUAAUGCGUGCCUGAAAAGGGUCCUGGAGCAGAUAGGGAAUCCUUUCGUUAUGGAUCGCGCCUGCGUGCACAGUGACUUUGACGCCGUGCGCCUGCGGUGGCGGACGGCGAUGGACCCGGAGAUGUUUCGCCAGCCACUUUCAGAGGGAUACUUCGCACCGCAGUGGGACAUCUUUCCGGCGGAUCUGUUGUGCGAACUGGAGCAAAAGCUCAUGCUAUACCACCUCCCGCACCAGCUGCUGGCUGCGACGCAACGUGUUUACGGGAUGCUAGCGUACAACAAAGUGUAUGGCAACGUACCGCGCCCCCUCGACUUGGACGAGCUGCGGAGUUGCCUUCGGAACUACCUUCGCUGCUACAGCCAUCUGCUAGAUCCCGGUACGCUGUCGACGCUCGAGUGCAAUAUGCUGACCUCCCUGGUAAAUCAGCUGGCGGGUGGCAGUGUGGUGGAUGAAGCGCUGCUGGUGGUUGGACGCGGUCGGACAACGCGUAACGUCUUCUGGCCAACGGUGCUGCGCUUUCUCACCGAAACACUCCUCAAAACGCUCCUGCAAUGUGACCGACGGAUCUGGCGGGAGGUAUACUACAUACAUGGCUGGUUUACGAGCUUCACCAACGAAGAAUCAUUCUGGAAGGAUACGGAAGUGUUCAUCAAUUAUAAGCCCAACUCCGUGCCGGGCUUUCCGUCGCCAUAAACAGCAGGACCAAAACCCACUGGCACUCGGCAUUAUUAUUAGUUCAGCAUUUAUUAGUUAACUUAAACCAUUUCUCUAGGGUUCCGUUUUAACGACAGCGUAUCAUCGCCUUGAAAGCGUGCAUGUUGGAUUGUACAUACUAGCUUUAAAUAUCUUUUCAAUUUGGAAAAUACAACAUGAUCGCCGACGGAAGG
Messenger RNA from Anopheles coustani, 4339 nucleotides. RefSeq lists its product as uncharacterized. Gene Ontology annotation, biological process: mRNA export from nucleus. Bases 3 to 4145 code for a protein of 1380 amino acids. The record is from RefSeq and is a predicted model, not a curated record. NCBI's taxonomy places the organism in Eukaryota, Metazoa, Arthropoda, Insecta, Diptera, Culicidae. Gene Ontology annotation, cellular component: nucleus; cytoplasm; transcription export complex 2. The transcript has a single exon.